Pestalotiopsis fici W106-1 is the source of this 1098-nucleotide messenger RNA. Its product is annotated as Endopolygalacturonase 1. Gene Ontology annotation, cellular component: extracellular region. NCBI's taxonomy places the organism in Eukaryota, Fungi, Ascomycota, Sordariomycetes, Amphisphaeriales, Sporocadaceae. Gene Ontology annotation, biological process: pectin catabolic process. The transcript has 3 exons. Bases 1 to 1098 code for a protein of 365 amino acids. Gene Ontology annotation, molecular function: polygalacturonase activity. The record is from RefSeq and is a predicted model, not a curated record.
AUGAUUGCUCCUGCUUCCACCCUCACGGCCGCCUUUGGCCUCCUCGCACUUACAGCUCAGGCAGCUCCUGUUCUCGAGGAGCGUGCUAGCUGCACCUUUACCGAUGCUGCCAGCGCCAUCAAGGGCAAGACCAGCUGCACCAGCAUUAUCCUCAAGGAUAUUACCGUUCCUGCUGGUACAACUCUGGACAUGACUGGUCUCAAGACUGGAACCACUGUCACCUUUCAAGGUACUACUUCUUUUGGCUACAAGGAGUGGGAAGGUCCUUUGGUCUCCUUUUCUGGAAGCUCCAUUACUAUCCAGGGUGCCUCUGGCCACGUUAUUGAUGGAAACGGUGCCAAGUGGUGGGACGGCAAGGGAAGCAACGGUGGAAAGACCAAGCCCAAGUUCUUUUACGCCCACUCUCUCAAGAACUCUUGGAUCAAGGGCUUGAGCGUCAAGAACACUCCUGUUCAGGCUUUCAGCAUCAACAGCGCCACCAACCUCGGCAUUUACGAUGUCCACCUGGACAACUCUGCCGGUGAUGCUGGUGGUGGCCACAACACUGAUGCCUUUGAUGUUGGAUCUUCCACUGGCAUCUACAUUUCUGGUGCCGUCGUCAAGAACCAGGAUGACUGCCUUGCCAUCAACUCUGGCACCAACAUUACCUUUACCGGCGGCUCCUGCAGCGGUGGCCACGGUCUGUCUAUUGGCUCCGUCGGUGGCCGCUCCGAUAACACCGUCAAGACUGUCCGCAUCGAGAACAGCUCCAUCUCCAACAGCGACAAUGGCGUUCGCAUCAAGACCGUCUACGGCGCCACUGGAUCCGUCUCGGACAUUGUCUACUCGGGCAUCACCCUGUCCAACAUUGCCAAGUACGGUAUCGUCAUUGAGCAGGAUUACGAGAACGGCAGCCCUACCGGUACCCCUACUGCCGGCGUCCCCAUUACCGACCUCACCGUCAGCAAGGUCACUGGUUCCGUGGCAUCUUCGGCUACCGAUGUCUACAUUCUGUGUGCCAAGGGUGCUUGCUCUGACUGGACCUGGUCCGGCAACAAGAUUACUGGAGGCAAGACCUCUUCCAAGUGCUCCAACGUUCCCAGCUCUGCUUCUUGCUAA